AUGAGCGCCCCCUCCCCCCGCUAUCCCCCUCCGCGCACGCCGCCUCGCAGGCCCGCGCUCUCCGAGCGCGCAUCAGCGACUCUCGCGCCGAUCGUCAAGCAGAGAAGCGCAAUGGGCGCGCGCGAUAGCUUCGCGUUCUCGCGCGUCGAGGACGAUUUCGCGGCCGCACCACCGCCGCCGCCGCCGACGCCGUUGCCUCCGGGCUCGUGGUUGGGAAGGGCGGCGAGGAGGCGAGGGAUGACGGCGACGGCGACGACCGCGAGGGAGGUGCCGGCUUCAGGGGAGAUGGGCUCGCCGGUGCGCCGCGGAGGCGAAGAUGUACUAGUCGAGGAGGUGAAGAAGGAGAAGGGGGAGGAUGGCGCUGCUGCUGCUGCUCCUGAAACCCCCGCCCUAACUUCCACCAUCGACUCGCCGUACCUAGGCAUGAUGUCUUCGGGCCCGCGGCGCCCCCGCCGCCCUGUGAUGUCGCCGCUGUGGAUGCCGCCUCGGCGCCUGGUUUUCGCGCCGCUUGGGGGCUUCGGUGCGGUGAGCGAGGAGGGCGAGAUAGAGAAGAAGGAUGGGGAGACGGGGUAG
This is a messenger RNA of Trematosphaeria pertusa, 573 nucleotides long. RefSeq lists its product as uncharacterized. Lineage: Eukaryota; Fungi; Ascomycota; Dothideomycetes; Pleosporales; Trematosphaeriaceae. The record is from RefSeq and is a predicted model, not a curated record. Bases 1 to 573 code for a protein of 190 amino acids. The transcript has 3 exons.